AGGAGCGGCCUCUGCCCCGGCGACAGGAAGUGACGUACAGUACAGAGGCGGAAGUCGCUUUCUGUGAUCGGAAAUUAGCUGUUUCCAAGGGGGGCGUCGGGUUGGGCGGAGAUGGGGACCCCCUUGGUGGCCAGUCGGGGCCGGCGCUUCAAGUGGGCCAUCGAGCUGGGCGGCCCGGGCAGCGGGGGCAGGGGCCGCAGCGACCGGGGCAGUGGCCAAGGCGAAUCCCUCUAUCCCGUGGGCUACUCAGACAAGCAGGUCCCUGACACCAGCGUCCAGGAGACUGACCGUAUCCUGGUGGAGAAGCGGUGCUGGGAUGUGGCGCUGGGGCCACUGAAGCAGAUCCCCAUGAACCUCUUCAUCAUGUACAUGGCUGGGAACACCAUCUCCAUCUUCCCCACAAUGAUGGUGUGCAUGAUGGCUUGGCGCCCCCUGCAGGCCCUCAUGGCCAUCUCUGCUACCUUCAAGCUGCUGGAGAGCUCCAGCCAGAAGUUCCUGCAGGGGCUCGUGUAUCUGAUCGGGAACCUGCUGGGGCUGGCGCUGGCUGUCUACAAGUGCCAGUCCAUGGGGCUGCUGCCCACCCAUGCCUCCGACUGGCUGGCCUUCAUCGAACCCCCUGAGCGGAUGGAGUACACCGGCGGGGGGCUGCUGCUGUGACCAAUACCCCUUGCCCCUGGAGAGAUUGCAGGUUUUCCAGGAGGACCUGGAGUCUCUACAGCUCCUGUUGGGCUUUGAGCCCCACCACCCUCUUCUAGCCUUCCCCCUCCUCGGGCAGGGUGGAUAAAUAAAGCUGCUGUGCAGAGGUGCCUCCACUGCCUGCUGCGGGGGAGUGGGAGGCAGAGUACACGCAAAAAGCACAAUCUGGAUCUUCCCUCCCAUGUGCAAGUUCCAGCCCCCACAGCUACACUUAAUGUAUAAAAUUUUAUUCUUUACACAUUUCUGGUACAGAGCCAAAAAAAAUCCCUUCUUCCCCCCAAUACUGUAAACGGGGGCUUGACCCCCAAUAAAUUAAAAGCCCCCCCUCCCCAAAGAUCAAGUAGUGGGUGCCAGGCCCUGCCUUCCAAUUGAAGCUAUAGGGGGAGAGGAGAUUGGAUUUGCCUGUUUCAAGACUGCCCUGGGGGUCAGCAGCUCCAGAAACCGCCUGCCAUGAUUAGUGCUGAGACAACAGCAGCCAGGGGGAGGGAAGGGGGAAACUUAUGUCCCUACCCUCUCAUGAUCCAGCAACCCCACCCUAUGGGCUAUGGGGCAGGAGUGAAUGUGAAAUAAAAAGUUAAGCCACAAG
This is a messenger RNA of Malaclemys terrapin pileata, 1282 nucleotides long. It is a transcript of the gene EMC4, whose product is annotated as ER membrane protein complex subunit 4. The transcript has 6 exons. The record is from RefSeq and is a predicted model, not a curated record. Gene Ontology annotation, cellular component: EMC complex. NCBI's taxonomy places the organism in Eukaryota, Metazoa, Chordata, Testudines, Emydidae. The coding region runs from base 112 to 657 and encodes 181 amino acids. Gene Ontology annotation, biological process: protein folding in endoplasmic reticulum.